AGCUCCAUGCGGACGCGCACAGGCGCACUUUACAUGCCGCAGAUUCCCAUCAGCUGGCUUAUUCCAUGACUUCCAAACUCUUUCUGAAGUGGAAUAUAAAACCCUGCUGAUCAAUGGAUUAAAUAAUGCAACAGUAGGAUAUUUUCCUUUAUUGAAAUUGUACCGUUUUUAAUUGGAUUUUGAUGAGGACUCUGUCCCCACCGUCUCUCGGAUGAUGGCGCAGGCACUCUCUGUCAUUCCAUUCCUCGUCUUCAUUUUGGAAACAACUUGUGUUGCUGCCAUAGAACUGCGGUUCAUGCCUGAUCCACCAACACUUAACAUCUAUGGCACCUAUAGGAUGAAUAAAUCUGACAACCUUGAACUAACAUGCAGAGGUCGACAGGUUCUGAAGUGGUCAAAGCCUCCUACAAGCACUCAUUUCUCCAUGAGCGACUGCAGCGGGUCAGGACUGUUCUGCACGAGACUUAAAAUCAUCAAUGCAACUGUCAAUGAAACUGGACAGUAUCGGUGCCAUUAUGAAGACAUGAAAGUUGAAGAUGGCAAGACUGCAGCAACACUUUAUGUGUUUGUCCACGAUUACAAGGUGCCAUUUGUGCCAUCUGAGAAGGAAUACGAGGUGGUGUUAAUCCGCGAAGGUGAGCGCGUGGUGAUACCAUGCCGAGGCUCAGUGGAGGAUCUCAAUGUUACUCUCAACACUAAAUAUCCAAUCAAAGAGCUACAUCCUGAUGGGAAGGAUUCUGUGUGGGACGCCAAGACAGGCUUUACUGUUCCCUCUCAUCUGAUCAGCUAUGCUGGUGUCGUGUCUUGCCACACUUGGAUCGGAAACGAGACCUUUAAGUCUCCUCUCUACAUCGUGGCCGUUGUUGGAUACAAGAUUUAUGACCUCACCCUGACCCCCACGCAACAGAGACUGUCUGUGGGGGAGCGGCUGGAGCUCAGCUGCACUGCACACACCGAGCUCAAUGUGGGCAUCGAAUUCAACUGGACACACUCUGGUGGGAUGCUGAAUUUAGACAGUGGUUCCAAGUCAUACUACACAGUGUCCCACAAGAACAAGCUGUGGAAGUCUCUGGAGCUGUUCAGCACACUCAUCGUGGGGAAUGUGACAGUGGAUCACACCGGAGAGUUCACCUGCACUGCUUCCAGCGGGCAGAUGGAGAAAAGUGCCACAGCAUCUCUUAAAGUUUAUGAAAAGCCUUUUCUUGACAUGAAAGAGCCUUGGCCAAAGAUUUUGGAGGCAAACGUAGCAGAUCAAAUACCUACAGUGAUUCCUGUCAAGUACUCAGCCUACCCUGAGCCCAACAUUAAAUGGUUAAAAAAUGGCCAAGAGCUGAAGGAGGACUACAGAAUAAAACAGAGGAGUAAUACUCUCACCAUCUAUGGAGUCACAAAAAAUGACUCAGGGAACUACACAGUGAUUCUGAGCAAUAAAAUCACUAAAGAGGAACAGAGGCGCUCUUUCCAGCUGCUGGUUAAUGUGCCUUCUCAUAUAUUCGAGAAGGAGUUACCUGUGAACACUGUGUACCCGUAUGGCGAUAGCCACACCUUGAGCUGCACCGCUGGUGGAUUUCCCAUUCCUGCGCACAUCCAGUGGCAAUGGAUGUCUAAAGAGGACUGCCCAGAAGCUUUUCUGUCAGUACCGAUUAAGUCUGACAUGCAUUUGGAGAAGUGCAAGAGUUGGAGGGAUAUCAGCAACAGCACUGGUCCCAACCAUGUAGAGAGAAUCUCCUUCGACAUCGAUCAUGACAAAGGGAAAAUCACCAGUACUUUGAAAAUUCAGAAGGCUGAAGUCCAUGCACUGUACAGAUGCAGGACUGCCAACAAAGCAGGAGAAGAUUCUCUAAUAAUCUUUUUCCGUGUGACACGCAGCCUUGAGGUGAGUAUGUCUCCACCAGAUGAGCCUCUGGAGGAGGAUGAUGUGGUUCUGAGGUGUAAGGCUGAUAAGCUCUUCUACAAAAACCUGGCCUGGUUCCUCGUCACCAACGUGUCAGAGUCAGAGCAGUUUGUGCAGGCGCAGCCUUGUCAGUCCCUCGCUUUGCAGCCAGUGCCCCUGUCACAGACCUCGCUGUUCACACUGCAUGGCACCAAUGUUACUCUGGAGCUGACGUUGCCCAAUGCAUCCCGCUGGGAUGAAGGCUUAUAUGCCUGCCAGGUGCAGAACAUCAAGACAAGCGAGAAAACCUGCCUACUGCGCCGCCUCUCCCUGAGAACUCUCGAGGCUACAAGGAUCCGCAAUAAUUUCACUGAGCAAAAAGUCAACGUGAGCGCGACCAUCACUCUCCAUUGUGAGGCUGCUGGGACCCCAAAACCGAUAGUAGUGUGGACCAAAAACAACCACACAGUGGUGGAGGGCUCAGGUGUGAUUCUGAACCAGCACAACCUGACAAUUCAGCGUGUGAAGAAGGAGGACAGCGGUCUGUACACCUGUACUGCAUGUAACAGCCGCGGCUGUGACACUUCGCAGGCCUAUUUGGCUGUUGAAGGUGCAGAGGAGAAGACUAACGUGGAGCUGAUAGUUCCUAUUGGGUCGGUGGUUAUUGCCAUGUUUUUCUGGCUGCUGAUCGUCUUUGUUAUCCGUGGAAGAAAGAGACCAAAUGGAGGUGAUCUGAAGACGGGCUAUCUGUCCAUGAUUCUUGAUUCAGAGGACAUGCCCAUGGACGAGCAAUGCGAAAGGCUCACAUAUGAUGCCAACAAGUGGGAGUUCCCUCGGGACAGGCUGAAACUCGGUGAACCACUGGGACGGGGUGCGUUUGGUCAGGUGGUGGAGGCAGCUGCCUUUGGAAUUGAGAAAGCCACCACAUGCACCACUGUUGCAGUCAAGAUGCUCAAGGAGGGAGCCACGACUAGUGAGUAUCGUGCUUUGAUGUCCGAGCUGAAAAUUCUCAUUCACAUUGGGCAUCACCUCAAUGUUGUCAACCUGCUGGGAGCCUGCACAAAACCAGGGGGGCCGCUGAUGGUGAUUGUUGAGUACUGUAAACAUGGAAACCUUUCUAGCUACCUGAAGAGCAAACGUGGAGAGUACAGCCCCUACAAGAGAAAGCGGGUGGGUAGCCAGAGGUGGACAUCUGCAGAGGAAGAUGUGACCGAAGGGGAUCUGGGUUUAGGGAAGAUAGCCCAGCUGGACAUCUGCACUGGAACAGCUGAAGACAAGACUUCGGGCAGCCACAUGGAAACACAAGAAGAAAGUUCAGUUGAUGAUCAUCUAACUAUGGAAGACCUGAUAAGCUACAGCUUUCAAGUUGCCAAAGGAAUGGACUUUUUGUCUUCUCGCAAGUGCAUCCACAGAGAUCUAGCAGCCAGGAACAUCCUGCUCUCAGAGAACAAUGUGGUGAAGAUUUGUGACUUUGGCCUUGCUAGAGAUGUCUACAAAGACCCAGACUACGUCCGCAAGGGAGAUGCACGUCUUCCGCUAAAGUGGAUGGCUCCUGAGACUAUAUUUGACCGGGUUUAUACCACACAAAGUGAUGUUUGGUCCUUUGGGGUCCUUCUCUGGGAGAUCUUUUCCUUGGGUGCUUCUCCUUAUCCAGGUGUAUGCAUUGAUGAGUCCUUCUGCAGGAGGCUUAAGGAAGGCACGAGGAUGAGGCCUCCAGAAUAUGCCACCACUGAGAUAUACCAGACCAUGCUGGACUGCUGGCUGGAUCAUCCUACAGAUAGGCCUACAUUUGCAGAACUGGUCGAACAUCUGGGAAGUCUGCUGCAGGCCAGCGCCCAACAGGAUGGGAAGGACUACAUCCCCCUGACUGCAGAUGAAGCAGAGGGAUGCCCAGUACCCAUUGAGCCCAGAGUCUCCUACAGCAGGCCUCAAAGUGGUGAAAUCCUGGAAAAUCACUAUGACAGCCCACAGUCGCUUGGACUGUCCCAGCAGAGUGAAAGGUGCAGUCGGCCCCUCAGUGUGAAGACGUUUGAAGACAUCCCUGUGGCACACAGCAGUGUAAUGGAGGGGCGUAUAGAGAGUGGGAUGGGCUUCUGUCCAGAUGAGGUGAAGCGUUUAAAUCAGCAGCUACCAACCACACCUAACUUCAGCCAACUGCUGCGCUGCAAGAGCAAAGAGUCCCUUGCCUCGGAGUCAUCCAAUCAGACAAGUGGAUAUCAGUCAGGGUACCACUCUGACGACACAGACACCCCGAUCUAUGCUAACGAGGAGAUGAUCAUGAAGCACACUGUGCUGAAGAAGCCUCCGCUGCCGAAGACGCCUGACAAAUUCAGCAGUGAAAUCCGCUACAGCGCGCCGCCUGUCUGACCCCUCCUAUUCCCCUGAGCCUGAGCUUCUUACUGUACAGUAUUUGUUUACUUUCCACAGGUAUCAUACUCUAGGACCAAUGAAAACACACACACAUCAGGAGAAACUGUGGGCCGAGACAUUUUCACAAGAGAGAAUGUAAUAUGUAAGCAGGGAAAAAUGAAGGUUGUAUGAUAAGUGUGUGUUGCAGCUCUAUUUGGACAGCUGGAAGAAUAGUAUCAUGUUUACACAGAGAGUAAAAUGUCUGAGGAACCCAAACGGGAGGACAUGCCCACUUCCUGAGACGCAAUCUACCCACUUCCUCUACUGCAAGAAACAGCAUCUGGAAUUUUUUAGAUAAUUGAAUCAGCCAAUGUUUCUUUAUUUUUAUUAUGCAUUUUUGUCAAUGUUUUUAAUCCAUUUGUACAGUUCAUUUAUUCACAUUACUUAGAUUAUUUUAUCGACGAUGUAUUACUUAACUUCCAGUUAAUGUCACUAGUUUUAUAAAAAUUAAAAUACUCAGAUUAA
Messenger RNA from Melanotaenia boesemani (Boeseman's rainbowfish), 4747 nucleotides. RefSeq names its product kinase insert domain receptor (a type III receptor tyrosine kinase) (gene kdr). Bases 212 to 4240 code for a protein of 1342 amino acids. The record is from RefSeq and is a predicted model, not a curated record. Gene Ontology annotation, molecular function: growth factor binding; ATP binding; vascular endothelial growth factor receptor activity. The transcript is spliced from 30 exons. Gene Ontology annotation, biological process: vascular endothelial growth factor receptor signaling pathway; positive regulation of angiogenesis; protein phosphorylation. NCBI's taxonomy places the organism in Eukaryota, Metazoa, Chordata, Actinopteri, Atheriniformes, Melanotaeniidae. Gene Ontology annotation, cellular component: signaling receptor complex; membrane.